AUGGCAUUUUUGUUUCAAUCUGUUUCCGUAUUCUUUGCCUUGAUGAUGAUGACAACUCACUUUGCCAUAUUUGUUAAUGCAGCAAAGGCUAAAAAUGAAGAAAUUCACUCGGUUGAGAAACGAGCAAUUGUUUACGGCCGAGUGGCAUUUUCUGCCUACCUAUCAAGUCGCACGGCGACUCUUAAUAAUGAAAAGAUUGUUUUUGACUCCGAGGUGAUUAACGAUGGAGAAGCCUAUAAUAAAAAUACCGGUAUUUUUACAGUACCGGCUACCGGCACCUAUCUAUUUGCUUUCCAGUUCGAGGACUGGGAAAACAGUGACCAACAAACGGCGUUCCUGAUGGUGAAUGGAAAUAUAAUUUCAAGCGCCAUUAUAAAGGCUCAAGGAAGAAGUACACAGGCAG
Messenger RNA from Ruditapes philippinarum (Manila clam), 403 nucleotides. Its product is annotated as complement C1q tumor necrosis factor-related protein 3-like. The annotation marks the transcript as partial. The transcript has 2 exons. The record is from RefSeq and is a predicted model, not a curated record. NCBI's taxonomy places the organism in Eukaryota, Metazoa, Mollusca, Bivalvia, Venerida, Veneridae. Gene Ontology annotation, molecular function: protein binding.